UCUCUCUCUCUCUCUCACUGAUUUGAGAUUCAGACACAGCCCCUGUUCUCUCUCUCGCCGUCUUGUUCCAGAUCUCGGCAAGGAUCUGGAGCAAGCUCUGUUUCUGGUUCUGGUCUGAACAGCAAAGUAAAAAAAAAUGGAUGCCUUCUCCUUCCCCUUCACUUCCACCAUCUCUAAAUUCAGUUGCUUGGCCAUAUGGGUUGUGUUCUUGGUUUCCUCUUCUUCCUUUACUUCCACAGAAGCAUAUGAUGCCCUUGAUCCUGAAGGCAACAUAACAAUCAAAUGGGAUGUCAUGAGUUGGACGCCUGAUGGCUAUGUUGCUGUGGUUACAAUGUACAACUUCCAGAAGUACAGACACAUCCAGUCACCCGGGUGGACGCUGGGUUGGAAAUGGGCAAAGAAGGAAGUGAUAUGGAGUAUGGUCGGAGGACAGACAACCGAACAAGGUGAUUGUUCCAAGUACAAAGGGAACAUCCCGCAUUGUUGUAAGAAAGAUCCGACUGUCGUCGAUUUGCUCCCGGGAACUCCCUACAACCAACAAAUAGCAAACUGCUGCAGGGGCGGUGUCUUGAACUCGUGGGUUCAGGACCCGUCCACCGCUGCCAGCUCGUUCCAGAUCAGUGUCGGUGCUGCUGGAACCACUAACAAGACGGUUCGGGUGCCAAGAAACUUCACUCUCCUUGCCCCGGGACCAGGGUACACUUGCGGGCCGGCAAAGGUAGGGAAGCCGACCAAGUUUGUAACCCCCGAUAGCCGGAGAACCACUCAAGCUAUGAUGACAUGGAACGUUACGUGCACGUACUCGCAGUUUCUUGCUCAGAGAACUCCGACCUGUUGUGUUUCCUUGUCUUCCUUCUACAACGACACCAUUGUCGGCUGCCCGACCUGUGCUUGUGGAUGCCAAAACAAGAACAGCACUGACUCUGGCGGCUGUGUCGAACCGGACACGCCCCACUUAGCGUCGGUGGUGUCACCUCCGACCAUGAAACACGGGACGGUGCUGCCGCCGCUGUUGCAGUGCACGAGCCACAUGUGUCCGAUCCGAGUUCACUGGCACGUGAAGCAGAAUUACAAAGAGUAUUGGCGCGUGAAGAUCUCCAUAUCCAACUUCAAUUACCGCAUGAACUAUUCUCAGUGGAACCUCGUCGUUCAACACCCAAACCUCGACAAUGUCACUCAGAUCUUCAGCUUCAACUACAAACCCCUCACUCCUUACGCUGGAUUAAACGAUACUGCGAUGUUAUGGGGAGUUAAGUUCUACAACGAUUUCCUGUCGGAAGCCGGGCCUCUCGGGAACGUACAGUCGGAGAUCUUGUUCCGCAAGGACAAAUCCACUUUCACGUUCGAGAAAGGUUGGGCCUUUCCGAGAAGAAUCUACUUCAACGGCGACAACUGCGUCAUGCCUCCGCCUGACACUUAUCCGUUUCUUCCCAACGGCGUUUUCCGGCGAGCUGUCUCUCUCGUCGGUCCGGUUAUCUCCGCCGUGCUCUCUUUUCUCGUGUUCUUCGCGUAAUGAACGCUUCCCUGUAUUUUUGCCGGUUUUGUUUCUGACCGGAGAUUCCAUGUCCGGCGAAUGUGGCGGUGGUCGACGGUGGCUGGUGAAUCGGACGGCGAAGUGGCAUAUGCGUAAUUUACGAGUUUCUGAUGUCCAGAUGUAGAAUCUUCUGUUUUUAUUUCUUUCUCUCUCUCUGUGGCUUUUCUUAUAGUUUUGAUAUUCACCGGUAUGUUGUUUCUCUUAUAGAAUAUACCAGAGAAUGGCAUGCCAAAAAGAUUAUACAUGUGGAUGUUUUGUAAUCUGUAAUUUUAUUGCUUAAUAUUUUUUUAA
Tarenaya hassleriana is the source of this 1825-nucleotide messenger RNA. RefSeq names its product protein COBRA. Gene Ontology annotation, cellular component: plasma membrane. The coding region runs from base 137 to 1513 and encodes 458 amino acids. The record is from RefSeq and is a predicted model, not a curated record. Lineage: Eukaryota; Viridiplantae; Streptophyta; Magnoliopsida; Brassicales; Cleomaceae. The transcript has 7 exons. Gene Ontology annotation, biological process: cellulose microfibril organization; plant-type cell wall cellulose biosynthetic process.